Molecule: messenger RNA, 360 nt
Organism: Mesorhabditis spiculigera
Lineage: Eukaryota; Metazoa; Nematoda; Chromadorea; Rhabditida; Rhabditidae
Source: the annotation of a GenBank genome assembly
AUGAGCGUGGUUGCCGUUGUUGUUGUAGCCGUGCUAGAUCCAGAAGUCGUUCGACUCGUUGCCCCAGCAGAGAUAGAAGGGCUCGAGGUCCCGCUCGUCGAGGCUGAGCUUGUACCAGCAGUUGCACUGGUCGUCAUUGUCGAGCUGUCCGAGAGCCGGUCGUCUCAUCAAAAUCUGAAGAACUUCCAGGUGACCGAGUGGGAAUGCCAGGCCGAUACGUGGACGGAUUUCCCCGAAGUUGUCGUUGAGGUCAUAGACGAACUCGUGCUCGUUAUUGCUUGUCGUCAGGUGCUGCUCUCAUCAGCAUCUCGUUUUUCCGUCACCCCAUUCUCAAUCGUCGUUUCCAGCGUGCUCGUCAAG